This is a messenger RNA of Nelumbo nucifera (sacred lotus), 2158 nucleotides long. The record is from RefSeq and is a predicted model, not a curated record. Lineage: Eukaryota; Viridiplantae; Streptophyta; Magnoliopsida; Proteales; Nelumbonaceae.
GGAACCCCUUAAAUCUUAAACCUCAUCAAAACCCCACUCCUGGACCCUUAACCCCCACCCCUCGGUUGGGCAUCUCGGUAGAUUUUUCAGUUUCUUUUUACCCCAAAGAGAGGAGCCCUGUUAGAAAGAAGAGGGGUUCCCGGGAAGAUAGGAGGGGUCUCUGGUUGUUUUUCUUCUCGAACAGGAGAGAGAGGCUCAUCGGAGAAGAGAAAAGAAAGAAGGAGACAAGGGAGUUCUCUUCGAAGAGAGAAGAGAGAAAAAGGAGGGGUCUCUUGUUGUUUUUCUUCUUGAACAGGAGAGAGAAUCGCUUUGGAGAAAAAAGAAGAAGGAGACGAGAGAGGUCUCUUCGAAGAGAAAGAGGGGGGAAAGAUGAGCUGAAGUUCGGAAGGGGGAGAAAACUCUGUUCGCUGGUCCUACUCCCUAGUAUGCGCGUCAAGCUCCGAAGAAGAGUUCUCCAAAUUGACGGUUGAGCAGGAGAAGGAACCCUUGUCUUCUCCAUUUCUCUAUUUGGCGGAACGUUUCGCCAUUGGCGAUUCUGUCUUCACUGUCCUCUUGCUCGAAGUCCAGUUGGAACGCCUUACCUAAAAAAAUCCUAGAACGUUGAACCCUAGAGUUAUCUCGUAGCAUUAUCGAUCUGAUUCACAGGCCACAAGAGACCAUUCAGCCGAGUCCUAAAGUGGGGCUCUGAUAUAGAAGGGGUGAGGCAGUAAUCUGUCGUCCUUUUGCUCAGACCCUGCGUCAAAAGAGGAUUGGUCUAGAAAUACAGAAGGAGGUAUCCUUUCGGGCUGCCGAGGACCUGGAUUUCCAGUCCGAAUUUAAAUAAAAUGGGGAAUUCAGCAUUCACACUGACCGGAGAGAGGGAUGCCUAAACAACAGCGGGUUUUCCCGACAUUCACACUUGGUUGGGAGAAAGCAACAAUAAUGGCAUCAAAUUCUGAGAAACCAGCACAGGAGUCGUUCCCUUUCUUUUCAUUACCAAACAACCAGAACCAAUCUGGAUUCGGAUUUCUCUUUGGGUCUAACGAAAAGCCUCUUCCACCACCACCUCCUUCUGUUGAAGUUCUUACCUCUGAGAUGUCACCGACUGUGAAAUAUACAGUAGAAUCUGUCAAUUUGGGUGAUGGGCUUACUUUGCUUAAGGGCCGGGUGAGUACUCAUGAAGUUUUUGCCUUAUCAAAUUCAGAUCUGGUUCCUGGGAAAUAUGAGGGAGGACUGAAGCUAUGGGAGGGUUCACUUGAUCUGGUGAAGGCUCUACAUUCAGAGAUUCAAGGUGGACAAUUAUCUCUGAAAGGAAAACAUGUUUUAGAGCUUGGAUGUGGUCAUGGACUUCCUGGGAUUUUUUCAUGCCUUGAGGCUUUGUUCCAUCAGGGUGCGUCUGUGGUUCAUUUCCAAGACUUCAAUGCUGAGGUUCUACGAUGUUUAACUAUACCAAAUGUAAAUGCAAAUACCUUAAGGGGGCCUCAACAGCUCUAUUUGGCUACAAACGAGACAGAAAAGACACAGGCAGAAGUCCGCUUCUUUGCUGGUGAUUGGAGUGAAAUACAUAAACUUCUUUUCCAUGUAUGUGACAAAGAUUACCAGAAAGGAUCAGAUUCUUCAUCAGGGCAAGAUCCACCUGCAGGUUAUGAUGUUAUUUUAAUGGCAGAGACAGUUUACUCAAUUUCUUCUCUGCAAAACCUCUAUGGACUAAUAAAAAAGUGCCUGAGCUGGCCCCAUGGAGUUGUUUACAUGGCAGGAAAAAAGCAUUAUUUUGGUGUAGGAGGAGGAACAAGACAAUUCUUGUCUGUUGUAGAAAAAGAUGGACUUAUGGAAGCUAGCUUGAUUGCAGAAGUUGCGGAUGGUUUGUCUAAUUUACGGGAGGUAUGGAAGAUUUCAUUCAAGUAGACUGCUAUACAUGGACCGAACAGCUUGACAUUCAAAUGAGCUUUACUUGCUCACAAUUUGAAUUCUGAUGCCAUGAACCGAAUUCAAAAGCUUCCAAUUUUCAGAAAAAGUGGAAUUUGAGGGCUAAUGAAGUCUGCAUUAAACUCGAAGUUGAAUAUUUUGCUCUCUUGUUUUUAUAUUUCAACUUUCUGUUUACAGCUAUGGAUAGCUUAUUUAUUGUCUUUAUCCUUUUCACUUUUUGUAGUAAGGUCUACAUUGGUUCUCUUUGUUUGGA